This is a messenger RNA of Zasmidium cellare ATCC 36951, 696 nucleotides long. RefSeq lists its product as uncharacterized. Bases 1 to 696 code for a protein of 231 amino acids. The transcript has a single exon. The record is from RefSeq and is a predicted model, not a curated record. NCBI's taxonomy places the organism in Eukaryota, Fungi, Ascomycota, Dothideomycetes, Mycosphaerellales, Mycosphaerellaceae.
AUGCCCUCCCCAGCCCUAGAAAAAUCCACCCUCGACCUCCUAAUCCGGCAAGAACGCCACUACCGCGACACUUCACAAUGGUCCCUCCUCCGCUCAAUGUGGCACCCGGACGCCUCGCAAACCCUCGUCUCAAUCUCCUUCGUCACAGGCACAGUCGACGACUGGAUCAACGGCGGGAAGAAAAUCGGCGGCUCAUCGACAACUCCCCCUCCUGCUGAAGGAAGCGUAACUGGACCUUUCCAUACCAUAGGACCGAAGGAGAUUCUGGUGGAAGGGGAUAGGGCGUUGGCGACGACGCUGAUUUCGAUUCAUAUGCGCUUCUUGCACGGAGGCGUGACUUUUGAUGUUGUUAGUUGGGCGCAUCAGGUUCAGCGGUUCGUGAAAUUGCCCUCUUCUUCCUCUUCUUCCUCUUCUUCUGCGGAUGCUGAGGACUGGAAACUCGUGAGGUUCGAGGCGAUAUACAUCCGGGAUGAGCUGAAGCUGCCUUGGCCGCAGGAGGCGGCUACGGAGGCGGUUUUGGGGGCUGUGGGGAGGGAGAUUGAGGGGGCGGGGAAGAGGGAGUGUGUUAGGGUUUUGGGGUGGACGUUGGGAUUGGGGGGCGUGGAGGUCAGGGGGGAUGUGCCGGGGUAUGAUGAUGAGGGGACGUGGAGGCCUGUUGUUGAGGCGGGGAGGAGGUGGUUGGAGGGUGGUUCUUGA